AUGAAGAUUCUCCUUGGUCUGCUACUGGCUCCUCUGGCCAUAGCUUCCAGCGUCCUGCCGCGUCUGCCCGAGUCGUGCGACAACUCCAGUCUGCUGAAAGACCUGAAAGAGGGCGGCCCCGAUGAGUGCUGUUCUAUGUCGUACAAGCCCUCCUGCACCAUGAACCUCGAGCGAAUGUGGCACGUCAAGCUCUUUUACAAUCGCAAGGUAGGGAUGAGUGAGGAUGAGUUCAAUCAGCACUGGGCUUACGAACAUCCAAGAGUUGCCGGCACCCUUCAUCUCCAACAUGGCUACGUGAGAUAUUCGCAGUUCCAUUCUACCGAGAAGUACCGCAACGUUCCCGACACAGGUAUCAAGAUCAUGGAUUUCGAUGGCGCUGCCGAGUUCUGGGCGCACAAUCUUGAGUCGCUGCGUGAGAUGCAGUCGGAUCCGGAGUACAUCGCAAGGAUGUUCCCAGAUGAAGCGAAGUUCAUCGACCAGGCCAGCAUGCAGAUCCUGAUUGGUGUGGAUUUUGUGCACAUCGACAACGGAAAUUUUGUGCAGGACCACGCCAGGAAGUUCUGA
Molecule: messenger RNA, 564 nt
Organism: Cyphellophora attinorum
Lineage: Eukaryota; Fungi; Ascomycota; Eurotiomycetes; Chaetothyriales; Cyphellophoraceae
Exons: 4
Coding region: 1-564 (187 amino acids)
Molecular function (GO): oxidoreductase activity
Source: RefSeq, a predicted model, not a curated record